Messenger RNA from Dibothriocephalus latus, 378 nucleotides. The record is from the annotation of a GenBank genome assembly. NCBI's taxonomy places the organism in Eukaryota, Metazoa, Platyhelminthes, Cestoda, Diphyllobothriidea, Diphyllobothriidae.
AUGCGACUGUUUACACACAACAUCCUAACGUCGCGUGUGCUGAAGUCCGUUAAAGUGGGCUAUCCUCUUGCCAUAAAGGCAACGAAAGUGGAAAUCACACCCGCUGAGUUCGAGGCUUCACAAACUGCCAAAUUCAUCCCCAAAAUUGAGUGGAAAGUUCUCAAGAGUGCGGCAGAGCAGAUUGGGGCUAACCAUGUGGGUCAACUCCCAGACGAAGUUCCAAGCGAAUACGAGACUAACGAAGAGUUCCUUCGGCUAGCUCACAAAGCCCUUCUUGAACUGGACGUCGUAGAGGGCGCCCUAGUCUGCCCAGAGACCGGUCGCGAAUUUCCCAUUUCCGCUGGAAUCCCCAACAUGCUUGUGAAUGAGGGUGAAUAA